Messenger RNA from Pistacia vera, 3909 nucleotides. Its product is annotated as nuclear pore complex protein NUP214-like. The transcript is spliced from 11 exons. Gene Ontology annotation, biological process: RNA export from nucleus. Bases 1 to 3909 code for a protein of 1302 amino acids. Gene Ontology annotation, molecular function: structural constituent of nuclear pore. The record is from RefSeq and is a predicted model, not a curated record. NCBI's taxonomy places the organism in Eukaryota, Viridiplantae, Streptophyta, Magnoliopsida, Sapindales, Anacardiaceae.
AUGGCAACGUAUUUCCUUAUAAAAUAUAUAUCUUCACCUGCCAAUCAAAUAUCCCAUAAAGAUACCACAUCUGGAAACCGGGAUUUGGAAGGUACUGUUGGUCAACAAGUACAGCUCUCUGUGCAGCAAAGCACAAAUUUGGGGCAAUCAUCUUCUGAGGUUUCUCAUCAAGAGGAACCUCGUUAUGCAGUUCAGAAUUCCAGCAAGACAGAAACUCAAAACAUUGCAGGGUUUGUAUCAGAAUUUUCUGCUUUUGCAGGAAAAGUUCCAACUGAUGUCCCUAGCAUAUCAAAUCAGAAGGAUGUAUCAAAAAGCUUUGAGUUUGGUAAGGAGUUGCUUGGAAAGACUGGAUCAGCUGGCUUACAGAGUGCAACAUCUCAAUCAUGGUCAAGUGGGAAAAACGUAUUUGUAAAUGAAUCUGAUGUCAAAUCACCAGUUAUACCUUCAAGUCACAUUCAAGGUAAAAAUUCUGAAAAUUUUGGCACUAGUGUAGGUGCUGCAAAUGUUUCUGGUGGCUUUGCUGGAAAACCUUUCCCUUGGAAGGAUGCCAGGGGGACAUCAUCUUCAGUCAAUUUUUCUACUAGACCAGUCCAGGGUGAUGGUCUGAGAACUUCAACCGAGAUGGGGAAAAUUGAGUUGUUACCAUCCAUACGUAGUUUGCAAUCUUCAACACAAACAAAUUUUGCUUCUGGAAAGUCUCACAACAAUAAGCUUUAUCCUUCCAGAGAUGACUACAAAGCUGCUGUUUCAGGAAUGCCAAAUUCAGAACCAAACUUAUCGAAACAGUCUGGCAAUCUUAAAGAGAUGACCAAGGAGUUGGAUGCACUUCUGCAGUCAAUAGAAGAGAGAGGUGGCUUUAGGGAUGCCUGCACUAUUUCUCAGAUGAGUAAAGUUCAAGAAUUGGAGCAGGGCAUCGGGACUCUUUCUGAAAAAUGCCGAAUGUGGAGGAGCAUAAUGGAUGAACGGCUUGAAGAGAUCCAGAAUCUUCUUGAUAAAACUGUUCAAGUUUUGGCAAGGAAAAUAUACAUGGAAGGCGUUGUUAAGCAAGCUUCUGAUUGCCGAUAUUGGGACCUCUGGAAUCGCCAGAAGUUGAGUCCUGAACUUGAGCUGAAGCGGCGGCAGAUAUUACAAUUAAAUCAGGAUUUGACCAAUCAAUUAAUUGAGUUGGAGCAGCAUUUCAAUACCCUUGAACUCAAUAAAUUUGGUGAAAAUGAUGGCCUUCAUGUAGGUCGGAGAGCUCCUCAGAGUAAAGUUGGGCUUUCAAGAUGCAUUCAAUCUCUGCAUAGCUUGCAUACCACAAUGAGUUCACAAUUAGCAGCUGCAGAGCUACUCUCUGAACGCCUUUCCAAACAAAUGGGUGUUCUGACUAUAGAGUCUCCUAUGAAACAACAAAAUGUAAAAAAGGAGUUAUUUGAAACAAUUGGAAUUCCUUAUGAUGCCUCUUUCAGCUCUCCUGAUGCAAAAGUUACUGACCCCUCUUCCAUGAAGAAACUUCUACUUUCUUCUGGUUCUGCUGCUACCAAAGAUCAUUCCAGGAGACGCCAAUCAAGUGCUAUGAAAAGUUAUGAUCCAGAAACUGCAAGGAGGAGGAGAGACUCACUGGACAGGAGUUGGGCUAGCUUUGAGCCACCUAAAACAACUGUGAAAAGAAUGCUUUUGCAAGAACAUCAGAAGGCGAGUCCAAAUAAAUUAUCCUUGAGCGAUAAGAAAUAUGUUAGCCCUCACAUGUCAAAUGGAGCGGCAAUUGUUCGUCCAAAGGAUCGAGCAACGCCUUCAUCAUCCUUGUACCUAUCUGGAAACGAAGGCAUUCAGGAAACUUCACUAAAACAGGCUUCUGAAAACCAGUCAACCUUGUUCAGAUGGGCCAAUGAUCCAGUAGGACCAUCUCAAUCUACGGGGCCGAAGUUUCCUGUGUACCAAAGUAACACUGCUGCAAUAUCAUCACAUUCAGCUCUGCAAUUGCCACUUAUGGGAGGGCAAAAUCAUGCUAGAUAUGAUAUCACUGCAGAUAAAUCAAGCCAUGUUGAUAAGUCUAAUUCGGUUUUGAUUGGUGAGACCAGGCCAAUUUUGCAAUCUGAGACUAGCGUAAAUCAAAAGCCAUCUACCCAUACAGUGUUGCCCUCAUUUGCUCCAUCGUUAUCAAAGAAAACCAGUGAAACACCAAAUUCAAAUGGUAAAGGGAGUUUGUCAGCAAAUUCAACAAUUGAAAGUGAGAAACCUCUGCUGACAACUACAAAAAUUGUGACUAUUGAAUCGGGUAAAAAUCGUGAUGCUCAAUUAUCAAUAUCAGCAGCUAUCCCAACGGCUUCUGCCCUUCCUGGAAAAGUUGCACAGUUUGAUGUUGCAACCAAAAGCAAACCUGGUGAAAAAGUAUCAACCUCUCCUGCAUUCUCAAUGCCACCUGCUUUAUUAUCUCCAAUGUUUAAUUUUUCAAAUGCUUCCCCAUCCACAUUAUCCACAUUGUCUUCAACUUCCUCAUCAUCUGCAAUGUCAUUUGGUGAGUCUUUGACUACUUCUAAAGCUUCCAUAGAUGUUAAGCCAAUAGUUUCUUCAAUAUCCAUGUCCUUACCUUCUACCUUACCAAUUGCUUCCCCAUCCUCAGUAUCAGCUUCUUCCUUUACAACUUUUUCCUCUUCUAGUUUCUUCUCUGUUCAGGCUCUCAAAACACCAGUGUCCUUAUCUAAUACCCCUGCUGUGAGCUUGACGUCAGAGUCUCCUAAAACAGAACCUCAACUCUCUACGGAUAAACUUAUUUCAAAAACAGAAGGCAAUGCUACUAUACAAACAAAGCCAGUGCAGCCAGGUUCUCCAGUGGCUGGAUUUGGUUCAAAGCUUGAAACUUCUGUGUCAUCUACCUCUGCAGUUGAAGCUCCAACUUCAGUGUCAUCUACCUCUGCAGUUGAAACUCCAACUUCAGUGUCAUCUGCCUCUGCUGUUCAUACUCCAACUUCAUUGGCACCUGGAAGCAAGCCUAGUUUUACAAAUACGGCAGGUAAUGUAUUUAGUGUGUUAUCAAAUGCUCAACGAGAAGAGUUAUCUACUGCAAACACUCUGUUUUCAUCACCGAUCCCAACUUCUGCAACUACCACUGGUGGCAAGAAUGAAAGUUUGGACAUUGCAGUUUCACAGGAGGAUGAGAUGGAGGAGGAAGCUCCUGAGACCAGCCAGACAACUGAGCUUAGCUUGGGAAGCCUUGGUGGUUUCGGAAUUGGCUCAACUCCCAAUCCAUCUGCACCUAAACCAAAUCCGUUUGGUGGUCUUUUUGGCAAUGCUGCAACAAGUCCAGUAAGUUCACCUUUCACCGUGUCAGUUCCUAGUGGACAGCUGUUCCGGCCUGCAUCUUUUAGCUUUGAAUCUCCACAGUCUUCCCAACCAUCUCAGCCAACGGCUUUCAGUUCUUUUUCCGGAGGAUUUGGUACUACAGCAACUCCUCAAGCUUCCGCCCAAACUGGAUUUGGCCAACCAGCCCAGAUUGGGUCUGGCCAGCAAGCAUUGGGGUCAGUUCUUGGUUCGUUUGGACAGUCAAGACAAAUUGGUGCUGGUCUACCAGGAGCAGGUUUUGCUUCUGCAAGUAGCUUUGGUGGUGGUUUUGCUGCUCCUAGCCCCACAGGUGGUUUUUCAAGUUCUGCAACUGGAGGUGGAUUUGCUGCUGUUGCUUCUGGGAGUGGUGGAUUUGCUAAUUUGGCCUCAGGUGGUGGCGGAUUUUCUGGUGUCGCUUCUGGAGGAGGCUUUGCAGCUGCUGCCCCAGCUGGUGGAGGCUUUGCAGCUGCUGCCUCAGGUGGUGGUGGAUUUGCUGUAGCAGGUGGUGGUGGAUUUGGAGCUUUCGGCAGCCAACAAGGAUCAGCAUUUGGUGGGGGUGCUGGAGGAACUGGAAAGCCUCCCGAACUCUUCUCACAGAUGAGAAAAUAG